AUGAACAGAAGUAAUGAUGAGCGCCAUCACCACGACCUCGUGCCACGGCAAUCAUCGCUAAUUGAAACGAUCCGUCAAGGCAACAGUGGUGACUUCAAGUGUUUUCAAAACGCAAAUGACGAGGAAAUUCGGCAAAGGGACGAGGACGGAUCGACUCUACUUCACGCCCUUUUGGAGAUCAGUCAUAAGCUAACAGAAACAAACCUUGCAGACGGUGUUCGUCUACUUCUUGCAAGAGGAUUGAGGAUUGACAGUAGAGACGCCUGGGGACGCAACGCGCUUCACAUCGCUGCGAAGUGUCGAGCGCCAGAAGAAGCCCUUACCGAGCUUCUAGCUCAGAAUUCCAGCCACAUGCCGUUUAGUGAAGCAGUCAUUUUGCUACAGUUGCUAGGAGACGACCCGGUAGAUCCCAAGUGUCUUCAACUUCUCUUACAAUCGGGAGGCAAUCUUGAAUCCCAGAUAAACGCUCAAAACGACGUCCGGCCACUCUAUCUCGUCUGCGAACGUCAAGACGCGGCCUCUCUUCUCGCCGUGGUGCGUCAAGAGUGUCCUGACGUGGUCGCACGCCACAAGUUACAGCUACUGAACUACGUUACAACUAAUGGAACCUCUAACGCUCUCAAGGCUCUUUUGAUGACUGAGUUCAAUGAUGACAGCCGGGAAAUGAAAUUGAUGGACCAUCUACUGCUAGAAGCAGCUGCUUCUACAUGCGAAGCGACCGAGAAAGCUGAGGUGCUUGUGUCUUACGGGGCUGACCUAAACAGACUGCCCUCGCUGGGUGGAUGUACUGUUUUUCACGUCGCUGCUAACAAGGGGCUUCCUGCUCUAAUUCAAUUAGCUGUCAACCGUGGCAUGAGUCCCAACAUUUGUGACGACGAUGGAAACACUCCUAUUCACUACGCCGCAGAGUCUGGCAUCGGAGGUGCGGACUGUAUCCGGGUUCUUGUAAGCACCGGCGCCGAAAUCAAUGCGCAAAACAAAAUGGGACGCACGGCAAUGUUUCAAGCGGUCGCAUCCGGGAACGUCACAGCAGCAGUGGAGCUUGUAAAGUAUGGCAGUAAUUUGCCUAAUGUAUAUAUUGCACGAGAAUAUGGGCCAAAGCAGUUGGGCAUUCUAGCUGACAUCCGGGUGGUUAAAUCUUCUCAGAACCCUCUGCUUAUGGCUCUUAGAAUUGGAGGAUUCUUUACGAAAUGUGCUCAAGUGAAUGUUGGAUACAACGAGCAGUACAAUCUCUGGGCACAAAACAUGGAGACUGUGGCAAGGGAAAUGCUCGACUUCAAUGAAUCGGAUGGUAGAAGUGAGCUGCUGAACAACACAAUCAUAUUUACGGCAGUGGAAAACAAACAAAAGCUGUUCCUUGCAGACGGAGUAGUGCAGAAUCACUUAAGAAGAGUCUGGCACGGCCCGGUGCAACGCCAUGGACUCCAGUUCAUUCAAUACUACUUCACUCUGCUUCUGUAUCACCUCUUCAAGAUUGUUGUCUUCCCUGUGCUUCUCUUGUUGUAUUACCUCCCAAAGUACAAACGCCAAGCCUCAUAUUAUGGCUCCAAAUUUCUCUAUAGCACGCCUCCAUCUGUGAGAUAUGGUGUUGAUGCCCUUUGCUAUAUGGGGUUUGUUAUAACUGUAGUCUUUGAAUCGGUCAAUGAUACUGGAAGGAGAAGUAAAUCUCAGCUCGACAAUGUUGAGUACAUUGUCUUGAUCUACACACUUGGGUAUGCUCUCCACGAGACACGACAGAUUAAACGCAAUACUCUGAAAACAUACUUUUCAUCGUGGACCAAUCUCAUCGAUAUUCUCGUUCUGCUAGUAUUUAUGACAUACUUCACUUUACGAUUUAUCGAUUUCUCGUCCAGAGGAUUGCACCAAUCCCAGCGAGAACUAGACAUGCAACGAGCUGGAGCUCUGUUGUUUGCUUUGGCCACUCUUGUUGUUUGUCUUCGAGUCCUGGAUUAUCUCAAAGCAUUCCCAGGCAUUGGCCCAAUUCAGGCAUCAUUCCGUCAAAUCACUCAAGACACAGUCAGCUUUCUCAUCAUCAUAGUUGUCUUCGGUCUAGCAUUUGCUACCAGCAUAUCAGAAGUUUAUACUGCAGGACGAUACAGUGAGAGGUACCAAAAAGUCUUGGACGAUUGCACAAAUGAUUAUUUGGAUACCAAAAUGACAGCACAGAAUUCUUCUGGACCUCCGCCUACUGUUGAAGCUGACUAUGACAAUGACGCCUUUUAUGACUAUGUGUUUGAAUGCGUUGAGAUAAGGUAUACAAAUGGGAGAGCUGAACGAAGUGUUCCAGAGAGCGUUGAUGGAGUGGCAGCCUGCCUGGUGAGUUUGGUGUGGGCCACAUUUGGUAUGAAGAGCCCAGAAGACUUUGAAUCAAAACACAAACCCGAAACAAUCAUUGGGAAGUUUCUACUUGGACUGUGGCUGUUGAUGUCUGUCGUGGUGCUCGUCAACAUGCUCAUUGCUAUUAUAACAACAAGCUUCCAGAGUGUGCAAAACAAUGCUGACUUGGAAUACAAGUUUGCACGAGCAUCCGUGAUUAGAGAAAAAGACACCUUUCCCACGGUUCCACCUCCUCUGAACAUUCCCUAUGUCAUUGCCAGAAUGAUCACCUACCUAAUCCUAUGUGACUGCUUUAAACCGGGGAAAAUCUCAACUGAAGAUAAAUACGAAUUAACGUGCAGUUCUCCUCAGGCAGCAAAAAUGAUAUUGAACUAUAUAAACAGUGAAGAGAAGAAACACGGAAUACAAAAUGCCACAAAAAAUGACGUCAAUCAUUUGGAACAAAAACUGGAUAUAAUGAUGGAGCAGAUGGCUCAACGAGAGGAAGAGAAUGGGCGAAUAGUCAAGAACUUUGACAAGCCGUCUCCUGUUUUGAUGCCACCAUCUGUUGUGAGACCAAGGACUGCCAGUGGAGAGGACAUGACAGCACUGUCUACUGCUUCGUUAAAGAUGCUCACCGACAUCAAGAUUCUGUUUGAAAAUACAAUGACAAGAAUAGAUUCACGAAUGCAGCAGAUGGAAAGCGGUCUGAAACGACUAGAAUCGAGGGUAUACCAAGAUGCGGCCAAUCUGCAUCCGGAUCAUAUAUAGAACAGAAAGACGCACAUCUAAUGUAUGGUUAGCAAGUCACCUAGUUUCAUUCACUGCACAUCUACAGUUUACAUCAACGCUCACUUGCUGUUGACAGUUUUGACUGCACCUAAUAGCGAUUACCACCUUAUCCAGAUAUUAUGCUAGUCUGUAUUGACUUGGGAAACAUUACUGUAUUGAUGCAAUCGUUGUACUACAGUAGUUGCCUUGCAGUCCCUUUGAAUAAUUCCACAAAUUAGUUCGGAGAAAUAAGGCUACAAUUCAGCAGCAACGUGAGUCUUAGUUUAGCAAUGAUUUGUUAGCUUCAAUGACCCAUAAGCCCAAAGAGGCUCAAUUUGAGGUAGAUAUGUGCUGCUUUCUGCUUCAGCUGCUGCUGCAAAAAAGCAGUCUACCGACCCCAAAA
Messenger RNA from Corticium candelabrum, 3490 nucleotides. RefSeq names its product transient-receptor-potential-like protein. Gene Ontology annotation, molecular function: inositol 1,4,5 trisphosphate binding; protein binding; store-operated calcium channel activity. The transcript is spliced from 9 exons. The record is from RefSeq and is a predicted model, not a curated record. Gene Ontology annotation, cellular component: cation channel complex; plasma membrane. The coding region runs from base 1 to 3087 and encodes 1028 amino acids. NCBI's taxonomy places the organism in Eukaryota, Metazoa, Porifera, Homoscleromorpha, Homosclerophorida, Plakinidae. Gene Ontology annotation, biological process: calcium ion transmembrane transport; regulation of cytosolic calcium ion concentration.